Molecule: messenger RNA, 11707 nt
Organism: Nilaparvata lugens (brown planthopper)
Lineage: Eukaryota; Metazoa; Arthropoda; Insecta; Hemiptera; Delphacidae
Product: protein winged eye-like
Exons: 18
Coding region: 1660-3858 (732 amino acids)
Source: RefSeq, a predicted model, not a curated record
CCAACCGCCCCAGCAAUCGUCCACGCCGUCUCUCAGCCAGCAGCCAUCAGUGAACACACUGUCCAUAACCACAACAACAACCACAGUUCAACAGGAGAGUCUAGCUGUGUCAGCUGACGUACCAGCCGCGCAUGCGCAAACGCAAUCAGCUGUUGUAGCGACACCGCUUCAAGGUCAACAGGCGGAUAUGACUGACAUGUCAACGCCGAUGUUGAGCCAACAACCGGAAAUGACAACACCGAUGCUGAGUCAGCAAACGGAAAUGACGUCAGCGAUUGUGGCGACAGUCGCUCCAGUUCAGCUGCACGCUGAGACGCAGUGCGGAAGUGACGACAACGAUUCACAGCCGGCCAUUGUUGUCGAGAAGAAGUCACAGGGAACGUCACCAGUGUCAUCUUUGAACGGAUACUCUGGCGAUGAAAUGGAAGGCACGAGUGAUUGCGAAGUGGCCGAUGAGUCGCAGGACGCCACUUUCCAAGACGCGGGCAACCAGACAGAAUCUCUGUCACCAGUCGCCGACCAAGGACCCGCAACCCCAUUGACAACCAACGGCGAUUCAGUUGACGCAACUAGUUGCUCAACGGUUGCAGACAAACUCGAAACGAUCGGUUGCACAACGGCUGAAACUAGUUUUGCUGGCAAAGUCGAAACUAUCAUUUGCAAACCCGUUGAAAACAGUUGCUCAACGGUUGCAGACAAGACGGUUGAAAACAGUUGUUCAACUGGUGUCUCAAAACAGUCAACUAGUUGUUCAACGGUUGAAGCAACUGUUGACGACACAAUGCAACUGAAUGGACUAGAGCUGUUGUCGUACAGCAUUGAAAAGUUUGCAAAACGUUCCACGUCUGCAACUGUUGAUAAUCAAACUGAUUGCAAUCAAGUUGCUACAGAAAAGGUUGCUUCAACUGAUACAGUCAACAGUGCAACGGUGAAAACUGAGAUUGAAAUGCUCGUGCUGGAAGAGGAUCUUAAGGAAAGAGGGGAAUCCCUCGCAGUUUCCAAACUGGUGCCAGAUGAGCGUGAGGAAGAAACAAAGGACGUUUCAAGUCGUAAAUUCGAUGGGCUGAGCCUUCUGCUGUCUGCUGUGGAGCACCAGAAGGAUGUGGAGCCCGAAUUGAUAUUGAAACCGAAGAAGGAGUCUUCAGUCCCUCAUCGGAGAAUGAUGCCCAAAUAUGCCAUAAAACCUCCCAGGGAAUCAACAAGUGCAGUGUGCACCGUUACGCAACCCUUCAAACCGACAGAGACCGAACAUGACGUUCGCCGACUGAUAGCCGAUCAGCCCUGUGAUAAGGUGGAGCAAAACAUGAGAAGUCAGCUAGCAGAAAUACAAAAAAAAUACCGCGAGACAAAGCGGGAGCUUUCAAAGCUGUCUCCGAAUGCGACGCGGCGGUUGAUGAGAGGCAAGCGGACAUCGCGCAAGGGAUCAUCGGGAAAGAAUUCGUCGGCCGAACGACGGGAUACGUCAAGCGAGAAGGAAAAAUCAUUGGAGCGCCUCCGCUCCGCAUCGCCCAAGACGAGAGAGGGCGACCUGUCCCCACCGGUGCUCGAACCCUGGAGCGCCCUGCCACACUGUUCCGACUCCCGCAUUCCCCCCGUUCUCACCCCCAGCUCCAAUCAGCUGACUGCUUCCGCACACACUCCCCGGACACCGCGACGUGAAUGGACAGACGAGCGCGACCUAGCCUGCAAGUCACCUCCCACUCUUUCUCCGGUCGCUUCUUCUUCCUCUCUCUGUCCUCCACUUCCUCCUCUUCUCACCCUCAUUCCUCCUCUUCGAAGAAACGUCGCCAAAUGGGCAGACCCAAGAAACGCGACGAAAAUCAUCACCACCACCAUCAUCAUCAUCGUGAUGACAGCCCGUCUGCAAACGUCAGCAAAAAGGCGCGCUGUUCCAAGAACGCGUUGGUUGGUCUACUGCUCGGUCCCAGUGCUAAGAAUAGGCUUGCGCAGAUGGCUACUGCGCAGCAUAGCAGUAGUGCUCCUGUCACGGCUGCUACUGCUACGAACGAUGCAAACAAGCCGCACAAGAUACGACCCAAGUUGAAGGCUGAAGUUAAGAUGAAACUGUGGAGCGAAGAAGAGGACGGUAUGGAAUGGACCAACAUCAGUGAAGAAUCCAAGAUGACAUCUCCACUGCACAUGAAAUUCGCGCACAGAAGGUCAAGUGUGCCUCCCGAGAACCCUCUUGCUAGUCCGCAACAAGUGACUCCAGUCGUUUCAAAGUCGUCUGGGAAUGGCAUGAGACGCCCAAUCAAAAGCAAAUCUCUUCCCGGAAGCAUCAUUCAGGCGAAAGCAAAUAAAGUGGCCAAAGACAAACAGCAGGCAGCUCCAGUCAUGCAUAAACGAAAGAGCCUGCCAGCUAUGCCUUCAACUUCCAAUCAGAAAACUUCGGAAAUUUCUCCCAAAUGCAUCUCAACUCUUGCUGAACUUGAUACAGUGGAGUGUCGGCUGACUUUGGCCACCCUGGAGAACGAGGGAGGUCUACCCUGUCGAGUUCUGGUGGCGAAGGGAGGUCUGCUGUAUGCGGGAGAGUUGGCCGAGAUCCAGGCACCUGACCUCUAUAGCAUCACCCUGGAUGGGGAGCGAGCUCACCGACCCCAUAUCUACACACAAGAAGAGCUCCUCAAUGACAUCCUACUAGAGGUGAAACUGGAGAUAGCCCCGAUGCAAGGCACCCGCUUGUGCGCAUUCUGGUCCCAGCAGUACCGCUGCCUCUACCCGGGCACUGUGGCUCUCCAUCCCUCCCCCCACCACCACGACCUCGUCUGUGUCGAGUUCGACGAUGGAGACAACGGCCGCAUCCCUCUCGACGACCUGCGACUGCUGCCCAAGGGAUAUCCUGUUGUCGAAUAUGAUCCGAACCCUUUGCUGACGCUGGGUAAGAGAAAGAGGCGCAUUUCAACAGCUAGCAGUGAGAACAGUACUAAGACAAAUAUCACUGCAGAACAAGCUUUGGAGGAAAUAGAUGAAGAACACACUGACGAACCAGAUGAAGCAAUGGCUGAAGAAGAGGAACCAAGACAAGGAGGAGAAGACGAAGAUGACGAAGAAGGCAUGGAAGAACAUCACGAAGAGGAAGCAGCGGAAGUUGUCAACGAACAAGAGAGGAUGGAUGCGGAAUCGGAUGAAGAUGAGGAAGAAGGAGAUCGUAAUAGCGAAGAGAAUGAAAAUGGAUUGAUGAACCGAGUUGAAAAAGAAUCGAAGGACAGAGAGAUAAACAAUGGUGCUAGUGGUAGUGGAGAGACACAUGUAGCAAAUCAACCGACAGUGAAAACUCUUACUGAGGAGGAGGAGAAGGAACGACGUCGUCAGAAGAAGAAGAAACGCGAGAAGCACAGAAUGGAGAUGGAGAGAAGAGAAAGUGGAAGUGGAGGAGAGCACAAAAAGAAGAAGAAACACCGUGAGUGCUGCAAUAAGCCUCACCACCAUCACAAGCAUAAGCACCAUAAGCACAGGCACCAUAAACACCGCCAUUCCUCAGCGGAUAGCAGCGAGACGAACAAAGAAGAAGGAGACGAAAACAAAAUGUCGCCACCAAAAGAGACUGAUGGAACACAAACGGAUAGACCACACUCGAAACCCCUUCAGCAGGCAGACACUACAAACACGAAAGAAUUCAAGAAGCACCGCGACCGUCAAAACAGUGUGGAGGCCGGAAAAGCAAGAUGGCCGCCUUCUUGCCUGCCAAGCAGCUUUGGCAGUGGCUGGGCAAGGGCUAUAAGAGACCGGGAGCCAAGGGCCGUUGUCGCAAAGAGUUCUACAAGUCAAUCCAUCGGGAAAACGAAACUAUCAAUGUUGGCGACUGUGCAGUUUUCCUGUCAACUGGUCGACCAGAUCGGCCCUUCAUCGGUCGUAUAGAGUCCAUGUGGUCGUCCUGGACUCACAACAUGGUUGUCAAGGUCAAGUGGUUCUAUCACCCCGAGGAGACAUCCGGAUGUCCUGAAAAACUGGCAUAUCCGGGCGCCUUAUUCGAGAGUCCGCACAACGAUGAGAAUGAUGUGCAGACCAUCUCACACAAAUGCGAGGUCAUGUCGCUAGAUGCCUACAAGAACUGGCUCAGCCAACACCCAGAGCGAGUCGAAACCAUAUAUGACUAUAACGAUAUCUACUAUUUGGCCGGAUAUUACGACCCCACAAACACCAACCUGACCUUCGAGCCGGAUGUUGAAUAAAUUCUGACAUCUCCGACUCAACCCACGAUUUAUGGAAUCCGAGAUUUAUGGAACUAACCAAGUUUAGAAAUAUAAGUGUCAUCUACGAUAAGUGUCAACUACAUUUUUUAAUUCCGGUGUGACUCAAAUUGUGAGAGUAAGAUGAAGGAAAUUCAACAGUGACAUUCAACUUCUAGGAUUUUACUCAGUGAGUGAGUAUAUAAAAUUAAAUAUGAAUGGCAAGAAUGGAUUCUGUGGCUAGAUUUGUAAAAUUGGGUUGAAAGAUAACUGACUUCGAUAAAUAAAUCUCCAAUCUCCAACAUACGAAUCUAUCAUCUAAAGCUAGGAUAGAAUCAAACAAAGUGUCGUUCAACUUUUCAAAUUAUAUACAACUUUAAAGUUGAAUAUAAUCUAACUUCUAGCAUCUUAAUUUUGCGAGUCACCAUCGUAAAGCUGGGAUGAAUGGGACUUGAAUUUAUUUCGUGCAUCACCAAAACUGAGAGAUUCACACUGUCACCGAACAUAACUUGAUUACAAUCUUACUUCCUGAAUCUAUGAGCCAAAACAUCGUAAAACUUGGUUGAGUUGGACUUGAACUUCAUGUCAUGUAUCACAAAAACUGAGGAAUCUUGCACUGUGGCCGAACAUUGUGGAAUCACCUUGAAUGAAAUCAACUCCAGUGCAAGGUGUAAUGAAACUAGGAUUUUACUCUGCUACUGAGUAUAGUGAAACUUUGAUGAAUGAAAUCUGAAUUCUGAACUAUGUGUCAAUCAAAUUUUUACUCGGUGACUAAGUAUAGAGAGACUAGAAACUACUUAUUCUUGAAAUUGGUUACAACAAGCUCUUAACCUAUUACAUUCGUCGAAUGGAGUUGAUAUGUUCAUGGAAAUGUCAUGAUUGAAUUCUGACUUCAAUGCAUAGUGUCACAGAACUUGUUGAAUUCAACUCAGUAACUUGAAAUUAUUUAGCUAUCAUAAAUGGAACUGUAUAUGAAUCUACAAAAUCAUGUGAUUCAUUGACAUUUGUACAUAAUAUAUGCUAUGAUGAAGAAGUGAUAAUGACAGAAUACUAUGAAAAGUAAGAUGGGUGAUUUUUCAUUAUCGGGUUACGGUUCGCAAACUUGGGUUGUGGGAUGAGUGAAUUUUGUUACGGGCAUUUUUGUUGCAAGUUUUGUAAUCACAUUUAAUUUUCCUACAAUAGAGUCUCGCUCAAUUGUAAUUUAAUAUGUUCAUUUGAUCCUGUUGAUUAGCAUUGAUUAUUAUUAUCAACAGGUAAUAACAUUAUUUGAAGUAAAAAUGAACAGUGUAAUAUUUGGGCUCAUUUAUUGAAAUGUUCAACUUCAAGAUAUCAUAUAAAAUUCUGUAAUUUGUAUGAAAAAAUAAAUUAUAGAUUCCAUAGGAGCUGUUGAAAUAAUAUAGCAGCCUAUAUUUCAGUAAUUAAAUUCGUAGAAGAAUUUGUAUAUUCUAGUUUUGAGUGAAUUCGGUAUGUAACGAGAAAAGCCUGUAUCUAGUCCUAGAGUGAAUUGUAAUAUUCACUCUGAUAGCGGUCUAAUCCAAUUCAAAGUUAAUGAGUAACUCAUUGAUAUCAUGAGAAUUAAUUCAGGAUUUUGGCCUACUACGCUAUCAAUAAAAUUAAUCGGAGGAUUAACGUAUAGAUAUUCAUAUUUAGUAUCAAAAUCUUGAAGAAAUAGCCCAACUAAAGACUGUUUUUGAACUGAAGACAAGUCAUUCAAGUGCCAUAAGCAAUUGACAUAUUAUAAGGCUAUUAAUACAUUGCAGCUAGACUCUAUUUGGGAAUAUAUUUGCUUAUUUAUUAAGUCUUUCACAAAUUAGGUAGAUUCUUACCUAAGAAAUGGUGCAUCUAUUUUAUGGAAUAUAACGUCUAAAAUGUUUCAAUUUAUACUGUAAAUAUAAUACUGUAAUAUCCAUUCUGCUGCAACUGUUACGCUUUCAAUGCUUGUCCUAUUCUACAAUAAUAAGUUAAUUUAAAAAAGACCGAGGGGUCGAUAAUAUUAUAGAAAUGUAGAUUUAGCCGCUGUAAAUUUGAGGCUUCGUAAAUAUCUUUUCAAGGUGCCAAUUUUUUAUUAAAAUAUAUUCGAUGCAUUUCUGUAUGAUUGUUGAUGACUGAAUGAGAAAUAAUGCAGCUUCUUUUCCAAUUAAAGAACUUCAAUAAUAUUAAUGGAUUAAUCAUUAGUAUGCUUAGAGUGUGUACGGUUAAAACUGAACGGUAUUUUUUUGUUAAACUUUUUUCAUAAAUUCUAUUGUAAACUUGUAUAUUUUCUCACAGAAUAAUGCAAAAAUUAUGGAGGGAAUUACGAGUUGAUAUGAAAUUAUAAUGGAAACAAGAAGGCUGAGUAGUGAGACUUUUCAAUAAUUAUGAUAAUAAAAUCAAUUAAUUUUAUUUUGAAUGGACUAAAAGUAGAAAUAAUAUCAGUCAGUAAUUAUUUAUUAUGAAUUUUGACACAAUAGUUGUGAAGGAUUAAACUAAUAUUCAUAUUAUAUACGGUAAUAUAAAAAUAAUUUAUUAUAAUCGAACUUAAUUUUUUAAAGCUGUUAGCUAAUAUUUUGAAGACUUUCGCAGUUAAGAUUGACUAAAAUCUAUAUCCGAUAUUUAUCAUCUUAAAAAUUCAGUCGCUCUUUAAAUUAUCUUCAUACCUCCUUUAAAUUAAUUUAUUAAAUCAUUCUCAAUUCCCCUUGAACUAAUGAGAAAUUUGCAAAUAUUAGUAACUAAAUGACAAACGACUUUUCAUAUCAUUAUUUUGUUUAGUAAAAUGCAGGAAUUAUCAACUUUAAUUCACUCACUGACCAACUAUCAGCUUACAUAAAUUUAAAAUAAAUUUUAUAACCGGCAUGAUUUAUUCCGAAUUUCAAAUAGGUAUGAUAAUACAUCUUUAUUGGUAUUUGAACGAAUGACUAGCCUAAUCAAAUUACAAGGACUUUGAGGACAACCUUCAGCAAAUUUAUUUUCAUAAACUAUUUUUGCAAAAAAUGUCAAUAAUAUCGUUCUCAAAAAGUUUUAUCACAUCAAUAAAAUAUAUCUCAUGUCUUAUAUCGUUGAAUUGUUUUACUUGGUUGUAUGGGACUUUCUCUUUCCUGUAAUUUACGUUCAAUUAUUUAAAAUCAUAUCACUUUGAGGGCAGUAAACAUAUCACAUUUAUGCCUGUGAAAACAUCAAUAUCAGGAAUAUAUGUUAGCUUCUAUUUGAUUCCCACCUUUUAUAAAUUAACUAAAAUCAAUUGACAAUUAGUUUAAUAGUAUAUGUGCAAUCCGUUAAUGAUCACACCUAUUGAAAUAAAACCUGCAUUAAAAAAACGUGUCAUUUCAAAAUGCUUUAAUUAAAAUACGAGCAAAAAUAUUCAAAAAUAUAUUUUUUAUGUAUAUACGAUUACUAUACAUUUUCUAGUCUCUUCAGUUGAGACCACAAUAGGGACUAACGUUUUUCGUGUGUGUGAGAGAGAGUGUAUGUGUGUAUGUAAAUAAGAUGAACCAUUUUUCUUUAAAAAAAUGGUGUUGUUCAUUUUUCUCUAUAGAUUUAAUUUGUAUCUUAUUUGUGUACAUUGAUUCAAUUUUUCUUUACAAUGGUGUAAAUUUUGUAGCAAAAUUGAAAACCGAUAUCUUCUCGAUUAUUCUUUUCAAUAGAAAUGAAUAGCCUACUUGGAAAGAUAACUAACUGUGUUUUUUCAAAAUAUUUUUGACAGUCGAAAUGAUUUUUGAUGACACAAAAUAUGACAGACGAACUAUAAUAAACUUAGGGUUUAUGUGGUCUGUAUUUCAAAUUGUAAAUAAUUGAUGUUAUAUUGUGUAAGAGAUAUUGUUUUCCAAGUUUAAUUUUUCCAACAAUAAUCAACUAAACCUGAAAUGAACAAUGUUGAAUAUUUUUCACAGCAGCCCAGAAUGAAUUUUAUUUUUGAAGGAUCAAUUUACAUGACAGAUUCAUUCAGAGAUCAAAAUUACAUCAUUCAUAGUUUGUGUAAAAUUCCAUUGAACAACGCCAUUUUGUUGAUAAGAGGUGAAAUGUAUUUUAGAAGUAAAUCAAAUAUUUGCUGAUGAAGAGUUGAUUAAUUGAAGAAAAGAAAAAUGGUCAUAUAUAGUAUUCUAGGUACUUGACAAAUUGUGAUAUAGUAAUUAUUUUAUUAAUAACAGUAGAUUUUAGAGGAUAAAUAUUAAUAUUUGUUGUUAACAAUAUUGAAACUAAUGUAAGUACGGAUGAUAUAAAAUAAUUAUGUAUGUGUACUGUAAUAUAAAAAAAUGAAAAUCAAAUUUUAACUGUUGGUAAGAUUAUGAAAUGUAUAAUAAUAUUGUAUACUGAUUACAUUCUGUUUUAAAGUGAAUCUGAAAUGUAUAUACAUUUUUUCCAGUUAUGUAUGAUAUUUUUACGCUUUUUAUAACUUGUUUCAACAUUAGUAAUGCUACUACGCUUUACGUACAGGGUAAAUUCUUUCAGAGAGACAGGCUUUGUCUUUUUAAAUUGUUAAUUUUUAAUAAAAUCACACAAAAAUCAUGUCACAGGUUUGAAUCUACUUUUAGCGAGAGUUAUCGGUAGUUCAAGUUUGGUUGCUUGAUGAAGGACAAUUAUUUUAAUUUUUAUAAUCUGACAACUUCUUUCAGAAAACUACUUUUAAAAUAUGUUGGAAGAAUUUCUCCAUACAUCUUUUAGCAGUGAAGAAAUCAAUUUAUCAUUUUUCAAACGAGAAAUUCUCAAAUUUCACUCAGUUUUUACAAAAAAAAUCUCUCGUUUGUUUAAAGAUUUUGAAUACUCAAUUUACAUUCAAGUGUAAUAAUUAAUUUUGAUUUUAAAUAUUUUACUAUUCAAUUUCGCUUACUCAAUACUCUAGUGCAUUAACUUCUUUAUAUAUUUCAUGUGCUCUUUCCAUAUGAAUUGAAAGCAAUAAUAUUUAAUAGAAAGUUCACAAAUAUAAUUUUUCCAUGAUUAUUGUAAAAAAAUGAAUAAAUAAAAAUUAUUCUGUUAGAACUUUUAUCAUUUAUGUGCCAUAUUCAUUCUUCAACAUUUUCAAAUGACAAUCUGUUCAUCAGUUUUUAUGACAAAGAGGACUAUCAACGCAUAUAUGAGACAGAUACAUUAUGAGAACGUUAGUGAACAUACAACUACAUUCGUAACUAUUACAGAAUGUUUCUCUCGUAAUAUUACAAAAUAUUCAUUCUUUGUAAUAAAUAUUACAAACCUUUAGAAACUGUACCUGGAAAUUUUGUAAAAAGCACAAUAAUUGGAAGCACCUUGCCUAAUACUUUAGAAUAAUCGUGUCUUUUGAUAAUAAUAGUCAGGCUUUGUUGUAGUAAAAUGAUUAUUCUUGAAAAUUUAAUUUCUGAAUUUGUGAUAUAAUUGUAAUAAUGUUAUUAUAUUGUCAAUAGUGACGUAAAUAGUAUCAAGUACAAGAAUCGACAGAAAAAAAGUUUUAGAAUACAUGUUUUUCUAAUAAAGAGCAAUAAAAGAAUCAGUUUAUUUUAAACAAAAAUAUCUGUUUUUUCAAUCAACAUGGAAUCCAUUAUUGUAUCUUCUGAUCAAACUUUAAUGAACAAUAUAAUUUUGAAUUACUACGUUGAAAUCAUUUCACUAGAAUUAAAAAUUCAAUAAUUGCUUUCUUACAUUAAAUAAAAUCGUACUACAAUAGGGUAAAUAUUUAUUUAAUACCACCAUUUUUAAAUAAAAAAUCGAUUUCUAUUUCUUGUUUCCGAAUUCAGAGAAUGAACGUUAAAAUGAACAAAAAAAAAUACUAUAGCUUUUUGAACAAAAAUUAAAUACAGUAAUAGAUUCAAUUAGGUUUUCAUUGAUACUGUGUAUUCUUGUACAUGAGCGACCCACAAAUAAUAGAGAAAUAUUACAAGAUAGAAAAGUACAAGUUUGUCCCCCAGUUGACUCCAAUAAUACCUAAUUCUCAAUGAAACUUAUGUACAUUGACAGAAAAUAAAAAAAAAUGAGAAAAAAUACAAAUCACAUUAUUUUAAUAUAUUUGAUGUGGUCAAAGUAGAUGGAUGAUCUAGUAGUUUUCGAUUAUAUAAAAUGCAUUAUAUUUAUAAAACAGUAAUAAUGUAUUUUGUGUACUUUUUCAAUGGAUGUUGUAGUUUUGAUGGUAAUCAAUUUAUCAAGAUUUUUAGAAAUGUACGUGAAUGAGACAAUGUCAUACAAUUUUAUUAAAUUUAAUCAUGAUUUACGAAUAAUUAAAAAUGAUUUAUCACCAUAAUUCGAUGCAUUUACCUUCUUUGUUGGAAAAUAUAUUAUUUUAAUAUUCAGGUCACCUUUUAUAAGUUGGCCUAUAUUAUUCAAAAUUACAUUCUUUAAUUAUUAUUUAUUUCUUUUUUGUGAUUUUAAUUUUAUGCUUAGAUACAAUUUAUAUGAAAUUAAUGUUCUCUCAAUUCAGUUGAGGUUCAAUUACUGUAGCAUAUGCUGCUAAUCUUAAACGAAUCAAAACUAUUAUUCAGUUUAUUAAUCUUCUUCUACAUUCAAAUUCAUUUAAAAAAUAAUUUUCUAUCCACAUUGUAUGACACUAUCUUGUUCAAUGUACCAGUAGAAAUUGUAGUAUUUAGUUUAACUUGUAAAUAGUUGUCUCGAAUUACUGCUUCGGUGACAUGAUAAUCUAUUUACUUGAAUCUUAUCAUUACUACUAUAAUCUUGUAUUGUAAUUAUUGGAUUAAAAGGUACGCUUAUUACAAUUUAAUAUCAAUUUAAUGUUUGAGAGGCAAGUUACUUGUUUGAUGGAUGAUGUAAAUAAGAUGUUCUCAUUACCAAUCCAUUCCUUUUUGAGAAAAAUUGUAGAAUUUUUUAUUGUAACUUUGAAACAAUUUCAGAGAAUUUUAUAAACACCAAAUCUUAUAAGCUUUUUUUACAACUUCAUGAUCAGAGUUACUAAUUGGAAAUGUUUAUUGAAAUAAUUCAAAAAGUAGAGUUGUUAAUGAAUAAAAAAAAAUUGAAAAUCUUACUACCAGGUAGCCUACUAGUAAAAUUCUUCAUCAGUUUUAGGUAAAAAUUUCCCAUUUAGGUGAUCGAUAUUCCCCCAUAUUAUCAUACUUCUCUAAAACUGCAGCAUCACAAAGCAAUACUGUAUUUCUUAAAUACUGUAUCAAAAUAAUAAUUUCCCAUUUUUUUAGAAACUUUUCUUUUUCAACUACAGUUAUUGUUAAUUUUUUCCUAAAAGCAGCUCUACACUCAAAUCAAAUCCCAGGCAAAUCAAUAUUCGUCAUAAAAAAUGUCUAAAUAUUAAAAGCAAUAAGUAAGCAAGUGCAAAGUAGAAGUUUGAUGUUAAGAGAACACCAAUUUUCUAAUGGAUUGGUAAUGCUCGAUAUGUUUAUUAGAUAUUCAUUAUUUUUAGUGAAUUAGAUGAGAUGGUGAGGUAUGAUGUAAACUUGAUUUGUUUCGUUUUAUUAUGAAAUAAACAUUUAUUAUAAUUGUAAGCAUGAAUUUUAUCAUUCAAUAUGGUUCGUCUAAGAGUUUGUAACAGAUCUGUUUAUCGCAUUUCAUUCUGUUGAAAAAUACUGUUGCAUCUAACAUGAAAUGUGAUGAAUUUAUUUUGAAAUAAAGGUGCUAUAUUCUAUAUUAUUAAA